Messenger RNA from Octodon degus (degu), 1342 nucleotides. RefSeq names its product NAD(P)HX dehydratase (gene Naxd). The record is from RefSeq and is a predicted model, not a curated record. Gene Ontology annotation, biological process: metabolite repair. Gene Ontology annotation, molecular function: ATP-dependent NAD(P)H-hydrate dehydratase activity. NCBI's taxonomy places the organism in Eukaryota, Metazoa, Chordata, Mammalia, Rodentia, Octodontidae.
CGGAGGCUGCAGACCGAGGGCGAGUAGGUCCUGAGGGCGGCGGCGCGGGGGCUGCCGGGAACCCGGAAGGCCGCCAGAUGGCCGUGGGUCUGCGCCGUGUGGCAGUCCGGACCUGCGGGCCAAGUAAGACGGACCCCUCCCCAGGGAUGGCCGCUCGCCUGGAAGUCGGGGCCGCAGCGGCCGUCUUGGCGCUGCUCGCGGCCGCGCUGGCGCUGUACGGGCCGCCGCUGGACUCGGUUGCACAGAGGACAUUCUUGCUGCACAGAGCACAUUCAGUGAAGGAGAUGGAUGACACCUUCCAGCUGGUGAGGAACAUCGUGCCGCCCCUGACGUCUGGGAAGCACAAGGGCCAGGCCGGCCGCAUCGGCGUUGUUGGAGGCUGUCGGGAGUACACGGGGGCCCCGUAUUUCGCAGCAGUCUCAGCUCUUAAAGUGGGUGCAGAUUUGUCCCACGUGUUCUGUGCCAGGGAGGCAGCACCAGUAAUUAAGUCAUACAGCCCGGAGCUCAUUGUCCACCCGGUCCUCGACAGCCCCGCCCGGGAGCUCGAGGUGGAAGAGUGGCUGCCCCGGCUGCAUGCCCUCGUGGUGGGGCCUGGCCUGGGCCGAGACGAGCGCCUGAUGGAGAACGUGGAGGUCAUUCUAACAGCCUCAAAGGCCAGGGACAUCCCUGUGGUCAUCGACGCGGAUGGACUGUGGGUGGUAGCCCAGCGGCCUGCGCUCAUCCUUGGGUACCAGAAGGCUGUCCUCACCCCCAACCACGUGGAGUUCAGCAGGUUGCACCAGGCUGUGCUCAGCGGCCCUGUGGAUGGCACUGAUCCCCGUGGAUCUGUCCUGAGGCUCAGCCGGGCCCUGGGGAACGUGACAGUGGUCCUAAAAGGGGAGCAUGACUUCAUCUCUGAUGGCCAGCAGGUGCUUGAGUGCAGCCUGGAAGGCAGUGGCCGCAGGUGCGGGGGACAAGGGGACCUGCUGUCCGGCUCCCUGGGUGUCAUGGCCUAUUGGGCCCUCCUCGCUGGGCCGGAGAAGACAAAUGGCUCCCCCCCGCUGCUGCUGGCCGCCCUUGGUGCAUGCUCGCUCACACGGCAGUGCAACCGCCAAGCCUUCCAGAAGCACGGCCGCUCCACCACCACCAGCGACAUGAUCGCCGAGAUCGGGGCCGCCUUCCGGGAGCUCUUUGAGGCCUGAGCCAGCAGGGUGAAGGAGCCAUGGGGCGGCAGCUUCCCUGGGCACUAGGUGUGGCCCCCGUAGACUGGCUGGCGAGGGGCGAGGGGCGAGGGGCAGGGUAUGGUCUCAUUUGAGCCGAGAGGUGCGGCAGGGUUAGGCGCCAUCCAGCCAUCCUGCCCCUC